CCACUGGGUUGGAGCAAUUGCCGUUAAGUGUCUUGCCCAAGGACACUUACGCAAACAAUUGUAGCAGCGACGAACCUUGAAUCCAUUACCUAUGGGUUGGGGCACUAAGAGCGCUAACCACUUUGGCACGGCGCCGGACAAAUAUGAAUAACACCAAAUGUUCCAGCACAUCUUGUCUUUUUAUAUACAUUGGUGGCAGUGUUGCGAUAUUUUUAUAUUACAAAAUGCAUUAUGUUAAACCUAUAUUGUAAGUUGAAACAAUUUUACACCACAUGCAUAUUAAAAUAAAUUUUACAUUUCAACUUGAUUAAUUUUUAAAAUGUCUUGCGUUUUAUGUUUAUCGUAUAUAUCAUCUCUCCCACGUAGUACUCCUUCAUCGUUAUUGUGUUGUCCAAUAAAUAAGUGAAUUAAUUGUUAAGCUGAUGGGUGCUAGUCAUCAUUCAACCCAUUCGUUAAGACGAGGUUUUGAAGUCGGUGCACCGUUUAUUUUUAAACACUUUCGAGACUUCACUGGUAUUUUCAAUACUUCAUAGUCAUAGUCUACUCUGUCCGUUGACAACGGUGCAAAAUGUGUUUAGUAAUAUUUUGCCCCAGAACGUUUUUAGUCGGCACGUAUUUAUUAGAGCUCGUAUUGUGUUUAUUCCAACCUACUGCUGAUAUGAACAUUUAACUUAUCUCUCGGCUACUUUUGCACUUUUGUUUAACUUGGACAUUUCAAUCUCAUGUCCUUUUUAUUGCUGUGACUGCCAUUCCGUGGUGGGCUACAUCGAAUAUUUGUGUAUGUACUCAAGUAAAUCAAUGAUAUAAGUGUUGCUCCAUCGCGGUCGACGUCAAACGGUCAAAGUAACCACUCCACCCCCAAUUUUUAUAAAACUUUAAUUACUUCGUUAGGGAAAGUACCAGGGUAUUUUUAAAAUAAGCACAGUUUCCCGCCAAAUAUAUAAAGUUGCGAACUUAUAUAUUAGACAAGGAAAUGGUGCAGAUAGUUUUACAACCAACGAACUCACUGAAAGAAUGGACACUUGUUGAAUAUCAAGGUGAGCUCAAUUCUCGAUUAGGAAAUGGAUUUUGUGGAAAUAAGAUCGGAGAUCUUCAUUUUAACAGCAAGGGCGAUCCAAUUAUGAUCAUUGGUCAUCAUAUUUUGUAUGGAAAAGUAAAAAAACUUGAAAAACCUUUUGCAGUGUUGGUGAAAAACAAAGAUGCUGAAAUGGACCAGCGGGAAUAUUUAAUUAAAGCAGUUAUUACGAACAAACUUAUAUUUUCACUCAGACCAAAACCAAUAAUUAUUCAUGUUCCGAAAAAAGUUUAAACUUUAUACGCUUUGCAUAUUUUAGUGGUUGUAGGAUUGUUAUUUUGUUAUAUAUUUGCAUGUUUAAAUAUUAGUUACAUGUGAUAAAUUGGGGCAUAGGUUUUUCCUAACCUCUUAUUUAUAUUUUGCAGCACUUGUUUUUCACUCUAUGGUGGAAAAAAGUUUUUAAAGUAACUGCAUAAAAAAGCUAUUAACCU
Molecule: messenger RNA, 1506 nt
Organism: Ciona intestinalis (vase tunicate)
Lineage: Eukaryota; Metazoa; Chordata; Ascidiacea; Phlebobranchia; Cionidae
Source: RefSeq, a predicted model, not a curated record